Frieseomelitta varia is the source of this 713-nucleotide messenger RNA. RefSeq names its product 60S ribosomal protein L17 (gene RpL17). NCBI's taxonomy places the organism in Eukaryota, Metazoa, Arthropoda, Insecta, Hymenoptera, Apidae. Gene Ontology annotation, biological process: cytoplasmic translation. The transcript has 5 exons. The record is from RefSeq and is a predicted model, not a curated record. Gene Ontology annotation, cellular component: ribosome; cytosolic large ribosomal subunit. Bases 111 to 668 code for a protein of 185 amino acids. Gene Ontology annotation, molecular function: structural constituent of ribosome.
CUUUUUAUCCGACAUGUUUUAUGUUGGCAACACAUAUUUCACAGGAAGUGUCUUUCGAGUUGCGCACGUGACGUCUUUUCCUUUAAAAGUAAGAUCGUUGAGAGAAUACAAUGGGUCGUUACUCUCAUGAACCAGUAAAUGCAAGCAAAUCGUGCAAGGCACGAGGAUCGAACUUGCGAGUGCAUUUCAAGAAUACACAUGAAACCGCACGUGCUAUCAAGAAUAUGUCCCUGCGAAGGGCUCAGAAAUAUUUGAAAAAUGUAAUUGAACACAAGGAAUGUGUACCGUUCCGUAGAUUUAAUGGUGGUGUUGGCAGGUGUGCCCAGGCAAAACAAUUUGGCACUACACAAGGUCGUUGGCCCAAGAAAUCGGCAGAAUUUUUACUCCAGCUCUUAAAGAAUGCUGAAAGUAAUGCUGAUGUUGCUGGGUUAGAUCUUGACCGUCUUGUAAUUAACCAUAUUCAAGUGAAUCAUGCUCCUUGUUUACGUAGGAGAACGUACAGAGCGCAUGGUCGUAUUAAUCCUUACAUGAGCUCACCAUGCCACAUUGAGGUGAUUUUAACUGAAAAAGAAGAUUUUGUAGUAAAAAGUCCAGAAGAAGAGCCAUCGAAAAAGAAACUCAGUAAGAAGAAGCUUGCCAGGCAAAAGGAGAAAAUGAUGAGGGAAUAAUUUUAUAUACUAACUGGGUAUUGAAUAUAUAAUGGAAAAAAUGAA